Molecule: messenger RNA, 2917 nt
Organism: Ilex paraguariensis (yerba mate)
Lineage: Eukaryota; Viridiplantae; Streptophyta; Magnoliopsida; Aquifoliales; Aquifoliaceae
Source: the annotation of a GenBank genome assembly
ACCUAUAGGGAAACUAGCUUUGUAUACUGCCCUUGGAGGAGUUAGACCUUUAGCAGUAAGAACCACAUCAAAUGGAAACUGUCAUUUUUAUUUGACUAUUCUAUUUGGAUGUUGGGAUAAUUACGUUCUUCAAGUUUUUCUUUAGUGCACAUGAAACUCAUCUGUCUUAGUAUGGUUUUCUUCACUGUAUUAAAUAAAUAAAUCUAUUUGACAUUGUUUAUUUAUGAGCUUGAUCAAAAUUUGUGGAGUUUGGUUUGGCACUAUCAUUUUGGUUCACUUUAUUAAUGAAAUUUGUUCACCUCCUGAUGUAGUGUUUGCCUAUAAAUAUCGAUGUGGGGACGAACAAGGAGCAGUUGUUGAAGGAUGACAGUUUUUCCUACCCUAGGAAUAUUAUGACUUUUUACAUGAAUUCAUGACUGCGGUUAAGCAAAACUAUGGUGAAAAAGUUUUGGUACAGGUAAGUGAAAUAUCGCUCUAAAGUGUUAGACUUCAUCCAAGAUUUAGGCUUUCUGGAUUUUAGAAUUAUUUAAGCAUUUUAACAUUGGUAAAAAAAAAAUUUAUGAACUCUCUCAGUUUGAAGAUUUUGCAAAUUACAAUGCUUUUGAGCUACUAGCAAAAUAUCGCAUUACUCAUCUGGUCUUCAAUUAUGAUAUACAGGUGUUACGUCGUGGUUGAUAUUGUCACUGAAAGGUGUUCUGUGUUCUUGUCUAAUUUGUUGUUUCCAUUUUUCAGGGUACAACAGCUGUGGAUCUUGUAGGGCUUGUUGCAGCACUAAAGUUACUUGGUGGUACUUUGGCUGACCACAUAUUCUUAUUCCUUGGUGUUGGGCAAGUGAGAUUCUACUCCUCGUCCUAUUUCUGAAUCUUAACAUCCUAGGUAGAUAAGCAAAAAUAACUAGGUUAGAGUGUGGUAUAGUACAGAAGUAAAGUAAUAAUGGCACCAAAAACUUAUAGAGGAAAUAUUAGUGACUUUCCAAAAUAUUUUAUUUAUUUGUGCUCCAAAAUCUGGUUUGCUUUGAGGAUUUUCUAUUUGACACCGAUAUUCCUUAGAUCGGGGGUUGAUUACUUGAUUCGGUAUGAGUAUGAGGUACGAUAUUAUCUCUGAUACGUGGCGUGAUGAAGAUAGACUUUAUCUGUACAUUGUUUUGGGUCAUCAUUUGCUUGGGAACAAUUAUUCGGAUUGUUUUCACUCUUGUAUUUGCAUAACUAUACUUCCAUACACACAUGGCCAAUCAUUACUUCGAUACUUAUGAUAAGAGUUUCAAGCUUGAAGACCAAGAAACGGAAGAGCCCUUGAGGCGACAUGAAUAGGGUAUUACUUUGAACCGCAACACAAAACAACCUACCAACCAAAGGUUGUGAAAAACAAAAGUCAAUAGUUCCAUAUUAGUAUUACAAAAACAUUCAAAUCACAAAAGUAUAUUUAAAGUAAAUAGUUCUACAUUUGUAUUACAAAAACAUUCAAAUCAAAACCAAUCAAAAUAUACUUUUGAAGAUGACCAAAAUUACAAAAUAAAGUACCACUUGGAGUUACAAUUCAAGGUUAGUGUUAUAAUUUAUGGAUCGGUUGGCGUUAGGGUAACAAUUUAUGGAUGGGCAUUCAGGGGAUCAUAGUCAUGAACCCCAUUUGAGGUUUUGUGCCCUAAACACGACCCCUCUAUCCCUGUUUGAGAAUUAUUUGAGGCAUUCUUUCAGCAUUGGUCUAUGGAGCAAAUUGGUUAUAUAUCAAAAAGUACUGGGAAGACUGAAUUGAUGGGGAAAAAAACCAAUGUGACCAAGCAUACACCUUGAUGUUGGCCUUACCACAUCUUCAACUAAACCUCAUGCAAUUUCUUGAUGGACAUGUUCAGUUUUCCUGGUUGUUUCUGUCGCCUUCCAAGCCCUUAAAUUGGUGACAUAUGGUAUCUAACUGUCAAACAUCAAAAUAAGAUCACAAUUGAUUUGUCUCACAAUUGUCAUCUUGUAAUUGUAGGCUGGGACUGGUAUAGUAGAGCUUAUAGCUCUUGAGAUGUCAAAAUAGGUGUUGGCUUAACACCAUAUACACAUUUAUGGUUAUGUUAUUAUAGCAUAUUUUCCCUGUGUUUGGCUUUGGCUUGGUCAUCUCUGAUGCGAUUCGUGUCCAUAAUGAAAUGCUUCUUGUAGCGUGUAAGUUUAUAAUGAAGAACAAUGUUGAAUUUACUAUUGCAUACUGAUAUUGUCUACAAAUUUAGGUGUGCCAAUUCAAGUGAAUGACAAAAACAAAAUACUUGCCAUCUUUUCCUAUUCUCUAGACAUGUAAACCCUUGUGUGGUGAAAAAUGAAAACGUUACGAUAUGUCUUUCAGAUUACAAUGACUUUAAAGGCAACACAAUGUUAGGUUGUCAUUGCAGUAAAGCAAGCAACAGAAUUCUCUCGAUAUUAAUUUUCCAGAUGUCUCCAUUGAAACAAUGGAAGCUUUGGUUGGUCAAGUAAUGGAGGAGAAUUUAGCUAAGGGCAUGAUUUACCCUCCAUUCACUAAUAUCAGAAAGAUCUCUGCUCACAUUGCCACUAAGGUAGCUGCCAAAGCAUAUGAACUUGGUGAGUACACUUUCUUUUCCCUAUUUUGGUUCCAAGUUACUUGCCGAGACAUGAAUUUAUGUUUGCCACAUUACAUAAUUGCUUUGUAGGUGUGGCGACACAUCUCCCUCGACCUGAGAAUCUGGUGAAGCAUGCUAAAAGUUGUAUGUACACUCCUACUUACCGGAUAUACCGUUGAAUUGCGUCACUACUAACUACAACUUAUAAUUUAUGUACUUCAUGAUAAAAGUCUGUUGUUGUUCUAGUGUGCCUUCGUUGUAUGUUAUUAAGCUUUGGCUGGCUUUUGUGAGUUGUAAUUUCAAAAUAAAUCUUGAUCUUAAUGAGUCUGGACAUAUGAAGUCCAGAUGGACUUGAAUUGUCUG